GAGGUGCCACUUUUUUUACACUAUGCGGGAAGACUUGUUUGAGAAGAUGAGAGUAAAUGCUAAAUACCAGCGGAUGCAUCAGAUGUGUAUUCGCUAUUGAAGACGAGCUGUUUAUUUUAAAGUUAUGAGACAUACUCCUGACUUGCGUGCAAUGCUACAAUUGACUGUUUAAAAGGUGGAUUAGCUAGGUAUUUUUAUAUCUUCGGCUUCUUUGGAAGACUUGUGUGUGCUUGACAAAUGGUUAGGCAUUCUAAAACUAUAUAUUUUUUAUGAACUGACAUAGCAACCAAUGCACUUUGUUGUUGUGCAACUUUGAGGAUAAACAUGGAGAAAAUUAUAGAACAAACAACUUUUCUCUUCAUUACCAUUCAUUUUAGAUCAUCGAAACUGAUUGUGAUAUCUGAUCAACCAUUGUGAGUACUAACUGAUCCGUAAAAGGAACAAAGGAAAUUUAGUGACAAGGUAAAACACCUGCAAACGUGUCUCCAAAUUUUGAUGUUAUCUAUGCCAAAAGUCUUGGAGAUAUUGUGGAAGAAUUUUUAUUGUGUUCUUUUUUUAAUGUUUGACGUCGAAACAUUAUGAAUAACAUGAUCUUGUACUGUGAUGUUUUUAUUAUGGCAGGAUGUUGGGAUGUGGUUGGAAGAGAUAAAUCUUGGUAGUUUUCGCCAGAUUUUCAAAGAAAAUGGUGUUAAUGGGGAAUACUUGGAAGGCAUGCUUAUGUUUACAACUGAACAGAUUCUCCGGUUUAUAAGGCGAUGCCAUAUGAAGUGUGGAGACUUCAUCACACUAUACAAGGAACUCAGACGAAUAAAAGUGGCUUGUCUAAAAGGAGAGCAAAAAGUUCACCGGCCGUCGUGGGCGCCUUCAUUCCUUUCGUUAGUGUUUCUCAAGGUGGCAAAGCGCAACAGACAGUCUCGUGUUGUUUCCCUGAAGCUGGAACCCUGUUGCAAAAUUUGCUUUUAUGUACGUUUAUGUAGUUUUUCUUAUUGUUUAGAGAGCAAAAGGUAGGGG
This is a messenger RNA of Hibiscus syriacus, 1011 nucleotides long. RefSeq lists its product as uncharacterized. Lineage: Eukaryota; Viridiplantae; Streptophyta; Magnoliopsida; Malvales; Malvaceae. The transcript is spliced from 2 exons. Gene Ontology annotation, molecular function: protein binding. Bases 604 to 1008 code for a protein of 134 amino acids. The record is from RefSeq and is a predicted model, not a curated record.